Messenger RNA from Periconia digitata, 660 nucleotides. NCBI's taxonomy places the organism in Eukaryota, Fungi, Ascomycota, Dothideomycetes, Pleosporales, Periconiaceae. The record is from the annotation of a GenBank genome assembly.
AUGCGCGCCUUCUCACCACAAGCUUGCACUUCAUCCUUUCGAUCGAUAACUUCCACAAGACCCAUUGCAUCUCACUUCGGAAAGGUUAUCCGACCUGCCGCAACAUCGUCUCUCAGAAUGUCAUCAUCAGGCGCCCCCACAACAACAGGUCUCAACAUCGAGAACAAAGACGUUCAAACCGCUCCCGGCAUCUCCUUGACCAGCGACCAGCAAACAAUUGUCGGCUCGGUCCUCGAUCUUUUUGCAGGCAGGCCUUCUCUUCAGAAAUUGGGGCUUUGGCGUGAUGACGCAACUUUUACCGAUCCAUUGACUAUUGCGCAAGGUCGGGAGCGUUACUCUGCUCAGUGGUACGGGUUACAAUCUGCUUUCUCGGAGAUUGAGCGAUUGCACCACUCUGUGAAGGAUGCCGGAAAUCCCAUUAUUAUGGAUUUGAAGACACGGUAUGUGGUGAAGGGUAUCGGCAAGGAGCAAACGAUCCAAAGUGUUGUGGCAAUUCAUCUUGAUGAACAGGGCAAAAUAGCCCGAUUGGAGGACAAGUGGGAUGGGAAGUUGCCGGAUGGAUCGAUAUCAAAUGCUUUCAGGCAUUUGAAUGCAGCUACGGUCCCGAAAAUGAUUAAUGUACCCAAAAAUGCGGAAGAAGAUGCGAAGAAGGGGAAUUAA